Messenger RNA from Aureobasidium pullulans EXF-150, 1154 nucleotides. RefSeq lists its product as uncharacterized. Lineage: Eukaryota; Fungi; Ascomycota; Dothideomycetes; Dothideales; Saccotheciaceae. The transcript has a single exon. The record is from RefSeq and is a predicted model, not a curated record. The coding region runs from base 321 to 977 and encodes 218 amino acids.
CUCUUCUGCAAACAAUGCCUCGAAUUCAUCACAGCACGUGCUAGAAUUAUCAUUAUGAAAGUACGCAAAUUCAAAUCAAUCUUCUGUCACGUUCCACAGUCCAGCAUCGUGUUUGCUGACUGUCUCUACCAGCGUAUAACUAUCGCUGGCCCCAUUUCACAUGCUUCUGGCCCAUCACAUAUGCCUCGUCAUCCGCCUCUUCACUGGUCUAUACCGCGGAAGCAUGUGCGUCUCGAACUAUAUAUUCCCUUUGGGUGCAAUGUGUUUCUUCCUUCCACCAAGCACAACAAUCACCAGUUGCAUCACCAAACCAACUCGAUAUGUACCAGCCUGAUCGGUGUUCAGCUCAAACUUCAUUAGCAAAUAUCGAUACUAUACGAAAUUGUUACAUCGCUUCUGGACCUUCCAGUCACAACAGCAAGCAAGCAAUGGCACUUGGAAAGUCGCCUGACAAGACGAGGCCCAUUUCACGCGCUCUUCCACCAAUUGCACUUUGCGAGUGCCGCGAUCGUGUUGAUGGCAUGACAUUUGCACCGGGUGAGAGAUUGGAAUGGCCGCUCCUCUUGCAGAAGACCCUCCGUGUCUUCCCUCGCUUCUCCAAUCCACUCACACCUUGCGACUGGGGUCAAAGGGAGACCAAGACGGACGCUAGCGGCCAUACCUGGGAGGUUCACCAUCUGGAGAUCAAGGAGUGUUUACCCGCGCCCUCCCACACACCUCUAGCUCCAGGAGUUGCACCUCAAGUCAUGCUGCGUGGAGAAAGCGCGACCAGAAUGUCUGACGCGCUGGAGAGUAUGAUGCAGAUUCUUGAUCAACUGCCUAAUGAUUGGAGACCCAGUGCUGGAGUUCACAAGCUUCCUGUUCGUGCUGAGAAUCUUCCUGCUUUUGAGAGUUGUUGCUCAAUGUGUGGGCUUCCUCGGAAGGAUCUCAGAUGGGUGACUUCUAAGAGUCCUACAAGUCACAAGCUCAGACGCUGAUGGCUGCAUGUCUUGACGAAGCUAUGACGAGAAACGACUUGAUACGAAGCUACAAGACUGAUGGAUCUAUACACCGACAACAAAAUACGGUGGCAUCCUUCAGGGACUCUUCUCUACAGAUCUGAAUGCAUGAUCAACUCAUACUCUCAAACAAAAAUGCAAAAACCUUGACAAUUC